This is a messenger RNA of Ricinus communis (castor bean), 2053 nucleotides long. Its product is annotated as serine/threonine-protein kinase PEPKR2. The coding region runs from base 377 to 1804 and encodes 475 amino acids. The transcript has 4 exons. Lineage: Eukaryota; Viridiplantae; Streptophyta; Magnoliopsida; Malpighiales; Euphorbiaceae. The record is from RefSeq and is a predicted model, not a curated record. Gene Ontology annotation, molecular function: calmodulin binding; ATP binding; calcium/calmodulin-dependent protein kinase activity. Gene Ontology annotation, cellular component: cytoplasm; nucleus. Gene Ontology annotation, biological process: intracellular signal transduction; protein autophosphorylation; peptidyl-serine phosphorylation.
CAAUCUUUAUACUGAAAAGUCUAAAACCCAGGCUCCAUUUUUAUCUCUCUGUCCCUCGAUCUCGCUGUUUCAAUAUCUAAAGAUUUGAUCUUUUUAUUGUUUUCUAUUCUUGAUUUUUGUUAGGUUUUUACCCAUAUCUCUUCAAUUGGAGAUUUCUAGGGUUUCAAGUAUCGAUCCUUCUGUUCCCUAAUUCAAUUAAUAUUCUUUUCCUUGUUUCUCUAACCAACCACCCCAUCUGUAAUUUUUAUACGUUUCCCUAUCGCAAUUGGCUCGUAAAGAUUGUAGGGAUAGAAGAACCCCGCAAUCCAGUUUUUCCCUAAUUCAAUGUACUGUUAACUCAAUUCUUUGCCAUAUUUAGUUUCUUUUGAUUGAUGUGAUGCGGAAGAAGAGAAAAGGAAGUGAAACUGAAGCAUGUCAGGAUGUACUGCAGAAUGAGAUUACACCAAGGCAUGACGUGAAAUCAUCAAAUCUUAGAUCUCAUUAUUCUCUAGAAGAUUACAAUAGGAUAAAGAAGAGAUGUAAAGAAGAAGAAGAUGCAUGUAAUGAACCUGUUAGCUCUUUUAAGAGUAGGCUUGCUGGCGUUGCUACUGCUCCUCCUUGUGGUGCCUCCUCUUCCCUGUUGUUACCUGGAAGAGGCCUUAAGAGGAAGAUAGGAUGCAUAGAUGCUGCUACUCAGACAGGUAGAAAGAAUAAGAUUGAGGAUGAUUAUAUUUCAGGUGCCACUAUUGGUCGAGGUAAAUUCGGGUCAGUUUGGUUAUGUAGGUCUAAGUCAACUGGAGUAGAAUUUGCUUGUAAGACUUUGCGUAAGGGAGAGGAAACAGUUCACAGGGAGGUGGAGAUAAUGCAGCACUUAUCUGGCCAUCCUGGGGUUGUGACAUUGCACUCUGUAUAUGAGGAAUCAGAGUGCUUCCAUCUUGUGAUGGAGCUAUGCUCUGAAGGACGUCUGAUUGACCAGAUGGUUGAAGAGGGUCAAUACUCAGAACAACGCGCUGCUAACAUUUUUAAAGAUGUGAUGUCAGUUAUCAAGUAUUGUCAUGAUAUGGGAGUUGUUCACAGAGAUGUUAAGCCAGAGAAUUUACUUCUCAUGAGCUCAGGGAAGAUAAAGCUAGCUGAUUUUGGCCUGGCCAUGAGAAUCUCAAAUGGUCAAACAUUAUCUGGUGUAGCUGGAAGUCCAGCAUAUGUUGCCCCAGAAGUUCUGUCAGGAAAUUAUUCUGAGAAGGUUGACAUAUGGAGUGCUGGCGUCCUCCUACAUGCUCUCUUGGUUGGUGUUCUUCCAUUUCAAGGGGACUCCUUAGAAGCUGUUUUUGAGGCAAUCAAGAAUGUAAAGCUUGAUUUCCACACUGGGAUUUGGGAGGGCAUAUCUAAGCCUGCACGUGAUCUAGUUUCAAGAAUGCUGACUAGGGAUGUUUCAGCACGGAUAACUGCAGAUGAAGUGCUAAGGCACCCAUGGAUUUUGUUCUACACGGAACGCACAUUGAAGACACUGUCCAUUAAGACAAAACUGAAGAAUCAAGUUGGACAAGUCUCCUGCCAGACAGCUAAUGCGCCCCUGCUGGAGAUAAAUGGAAACAAAUCAGAAAGUGGCCCUGUCAUCGAGGAUUCAAAUCACCUUGCAUCAUCUGACAGCUUAAGCAGCAAAUCAGAGGAGCAGGAUGAAUGUGGUUUCGUGGAUACACUGGCAGUAGCAAUUUCUAAUGUGAAGAUUUCGGAGCCGAAAAGAAGCAGAUUGUGUGGGCCUACAGGCCCAAUAGAGCAGCAGCAUUCAUCUAACCUGACGGCUAACAAUCUCUGUAGAGCAUUUUGAUACUGCUGAUGAACUGACAAUGUUGGAGAACAUAAAUCCGUGUAAGAUAAGCUCAAGAAUAUAGAGUGGAUUAUAGCACGCGCCAAGUGGUGAAAAGUAGCUUUCUGCCAAUCUUAUUUCAUUAAGAUGUAUAUGACUGCAAUGCUUCUCGUCUUGGCAAAUGGCCUAAUAAUGGUUCUAGCCUGUACAGCAGCACUUUGUAAAUAGACUGGUUUAACGGAGUAAUUCUGAUUUAUAUUAUUUUCGUCA